GUCGCGUGACCGUCCUUCCACCCGCAGCCGACAUGCAGUCCCCGGCGGUGCUCGUCACCUCCAGGCAAGUUCAGAAUGUCCACACAGGCCUCGACCUGACUGUGCCACAGCACCAGGAGGUACGGGGUAAGAUGAUGUCCGGCCAUGUGGAAUACCAGAUCCUGGUAGUGACCCGGUUGGCUGUGUUCAAGUCAGCCAAGCACCGGCCCGAAGAUGUCAUCCAGUUCUUGGUCUCCAAAAAAUACAGCGAGAUUGAGGAGUUUUACCAGAAGCUGUGCAGUCAUUUCCCAGCAGCCAGCUUGCCCCCGCUGCCUAGGAAGGUCCUGUUUGUCGGGGAGUCUGACAUCCGGGAAAGGAGAGCCAUGUUUGAUGAGAUCCUACGCUGUGUCUCCAAGGAUGCCCAGUUGGCAGGCAGCCCAGAGCUGCUAGAAUUCUUAGGUACCAGAUCCCCGGGAGCUACAGGCCUUGCCACCAGAGAUCCCUCUGUCUUGGAUGACACAGCCAGCCAGCCAGGGGACAUCGACGAGGAGGCGUUUGACUUCUUUGAACAGCAAGAUGAAGUGCCACCACCCACACUGGGCCUGAGCAACAAGGAUGUGGAGAAAUCCUUGGAGGAAGCAGAGGAGGAGGAGGAAGUGCUGGAUCCCCUGGGUAUCAUUCGCUCUAAGAAGCCCAAGAAACUCCCGGAAGUGGCCACGAGGCCCAAGCCUUCACCUCGGCUCACCAUCUUUGAUGAGGAGGUAGACCCUGACGAAGGGCUCUUCAGCCCAGACAAGAAGGUAUCCUCCCAGAGACCUCUGGAGACCACACAGGACUCCCUGAAGCUGUUUGAUGACCCUGACCUUGGUGGGGCUGUCUCCCUGGGUGACCCUUUAUUGCUGCCAGCUGCCCAUGAAAGUGGAGGGCCCGCAUCCAGCCCAGAACACGGGGAUGCUUCCAAGAAGCUGUUCAGAGUUGAAGAGGACCUGGACCAGAUUCUGAACCUGGGAUCUGAACCUAAACCGAAGCCCCAGACUAAGCCCAAGCCUCUAGUCCCAGCUAAGCCAGCAUUGCCCAGGAAACCGACUGUGCCCCCCUCCGUGGGCCUGUCAGAAACCGGGGCUGGACCACAGAAGCAGCAACAGAUACAAGCCAUGGAUGAAAUGGACAUCUUGCAGUACAUCCGGGACCAUGACACACUUGCCCAAGCCUCCCCCAGCCUCUUCUGACCCCACCUCCACCCCAGCCUAUGCUGUGCCUGGGGAGGAGGCCUGUUUGUGAAUGUGUGGGUCCUGGCUGCACGGCAAGGACCACCAGUGGAAGUGGAGGCCUGGACCCCAGUCCCAGUGCCAUACCUUUUCCUUUUCUCCUGGGCUAUGGGCUAGACAAGGACUCUCGGCAGAAUGAACCAGGGGGAAGGAACCAGGCCAGAUGGUCCCCACCCAGCUGGCUCUGAAAAGGAGGGUACCUGUGGGCUUCUUUUGCUCUGCAGGGGCCUGACCUCAAGGGGGGAGAUCAGAGGACUUUGUCACCCAGAGGAAGGGACACCUGCAUACUUGUACCCACUGGCUCUGCCAGUUCAGCAAAGGAAGGAGUGCUAACCCUGAGCCUAGGCUGGGUUAAAGAGGUACCUGUGACAGGCAGCUCUGGAGUCUCUACUUGGCCUGGCUGCUGGGACCCCAUGGCAUGUUCUGAGCAGAAAACCCAGUUAUCCAGACAUCCCUGACCCAAGUCCCUUCUGAGUCUCCUUUGGCUUCCAAUGCUCAGAGGAAAACUUGGACCCAACCUUGCCUUUCUAGGGCAUGCAGGUCUUCCAGGACCCCACGUCUUCCCAGCUUUUCCCUGGAAGCGACUGGUCAGCCGAUGGCCCCUUUCAUGCAGCUGUCAACAAAGUGGGUCUUAGUAUUCCCCAGAGCUUGGCCCAUGGAGUAUGAGACUCUGAGGAUUCUUUCCCAAGUCUUUGUCUGCCCUCAGGAUCAGAACUUGCUCAUUAGCUUUUCUCCAGUGGAGCCACCUGCCAGGGGAGAAGGAGCUGUGUACCAGGGCAAUCCUGUGCCUUCUAGUAGAUGGUGUUUCAUGGAACAAAGGAUGUUAGAGUGUAUUCUUUGUGUCAGGAACUAGUUUGUUCUUGUUUUAAUGAAAUACCAUUUUUUAACAAAAUGCACCCAUUUUGUUCCUUGGCUCAGUUGUGCUUCACAGAGGCAUUAGAAGGGCCCAGUUGGGUCCUAGAGCCACUGCCAAGAUUCCCCAAAUGGCACAGUUCAACCGUUUGCUGCUGUCAGAGUGUGGGGUCCCCAGCUCUUUCUUGGAGUAAGACCUACAGGAUCAGGCUGGGAGUAACAGGUCUGACCCAUCUUGCAUCUUACCACAUCCCUUGUCAGGGGCCUAGUUCAGAGCAGGCCACCUGCCUACGCUGAAUAAGAGUAAAUAGGUGGUUCUAGGCAGAGGGCCAGAGCACUCCUCCGCUUGCCAGGUUGAGGGUCUCCUCAGAGCCUAGAUAACUAGAUAGCCCCUGCCCCAACGCUUUCCCUAUCACUAGCAGGUCUCCAUCCCCUGCAUCUCUUGGUGCCUAGCACCUAGCCCAGUGCCCAGAAGCUCUCCCCAUCCCCAAGCCCCUUCCUCACUCACUGCAAAGGAAGGUUCAGUAGGUGGGGAGAGGUCACAUGGCCUAGACUUGUUGUACAAAUGUGUUCAUGGGCAUCUUUGGACAUUUCUCUCUGCAUCCAUUCCUCUGUGCCUUGCCUACCAGCUCUCUACCUCUCUUUCACACACACACACACACACACACACACACACACACACACACACACACCUUGCAUCUGUUCCAGGUGAUAGAUGACAUAGGAACUAUGGGUGUAUAAGGGCUUGAAUGACCGUGGACCCAUCCCCGGCUGAGGUCUCUAGCAAAACCCGACCCAGCACCUUCUAGUGUGGUUCUGCCCACAGUGGGGACUUGUCUGUGUGGAACUUUGGGGCACCCUGGCAUGGGUGUUCGCCCCACAGGUAGUGAUUUUGCAAUCACGACUUGUUUUGAUUACAGAUCUAUGACCUGUGGAGCCAGUCUUGUGUCUCCCAGCUCUCCAGUAAAGUCUGCGUACGACAAAGCCAGAA
Messenger RNA from Psammomys obesus (fat sand rat), 3090 nucleotides. RefSeq names its product HCLS1 binding protein 3 (gene Hs1bp3). The transcript is spliced from 7 exons. NCBI's taxonomy places the organism in Eukaryota, Metazoa, Chordata, Mammalia, Rodentia, Muridae. Bases 33 to 1208 code for a protein of 391 amino acids. Gene Ontology annotation, molecular function: phosphatidylinositol binding. The record is from RefSeq and is a predicted model, not a curated record.